AUGGCCUUUCACUCCGUUUUGGAAGAAACAAACUCUUUAACGAUGAAUGAAGCGGAUCGGUUGGAUAUUAACAUCUACGCGUGUCCAGCUAUUGAGCUCAGCAAAGCGGUGUCAGUAUCUUUGGGUUUGGAUUCGGUGUCUUCUCCGCCCAAUAAUAUGAACCAGAGCUCCAGCAGCGCCUUUGCAGAAUGCGAAACCACUGUGGCAGAUAGUUCUCGGGGAGUGUCAGAGUUGAGAAGGACUGGAAAUAUGAACUCAGACGGCAGCGUGCUUGUCCUGGGUAACAGUAGCCUUAGAGAGGACGACUUUGGAGAAGUGUGCCAGGGCAUACAGCAGGUGAGCUGUAUGGAUCUGUUCAGAUCGGGCGAAAUGAACGGUGCGCAAACUGUGACGCGUGGCUCGGUGAUAUCCAGAUAUGUCUGCAGGGAAUCAAAUGCGUUCGUGAACCCGGCGGCAGAGCUGCCCGCGACCUCCCAGGUGACUGAGGUCGUACCCUUAAAACAACCUUCAGGUUACUAUGCCAGUUCAGACAUAUACACGGAUCUCCCAGCUCAAAUGUGGUGCGCAAAUGAGCGCGCAUACAGCGACCGAUCCCUACUACAGCCACAGAGAGGAGAACCGGGCGAGCAUAAUUUUUUGUGUAAAUACUGUAAUUGCGGGCAAGCUUCUCGCGGAAACAGGCAGGAAUGCCGCUGUGUCUGGUACGGUAGAGGUGAGCAGGGUGGCAAAGGUAACAUCCGAGCAGCGAUGGCACAAGGGUAUGGCCAAAUGGAAAGUUACCCAAGCGCGAUUCCUCAGGGGCAAACCACUUUUUCCACUAUCAAGAGCGAACCUUCAGCUUGGGUGAAUUGCACAGAUCGCAGUUUAAGGCAUGAGGAUUUUUUUCCAGGUGUGUAUCUGUCAGAAAGGAGAGUGUGUCAAGUGUGCGGAGAUGAUGCCUCGGGUUGUCACUAUGGAGCAGUCACCUGUGGCAGCUGCAAAGUAUUCUUCAAGAGGGCCGCUGCAGGUAAGCAGAACCACUUGUGUGCCAGCCGGAACGACUGCACCAUUGACAAACUGAGGCGAAAAAACUGCGCCUCGUGUCGCUUGAAGAAAUGCUUCAUGUCAGGAAUGAGCCUUAAAGGUCGCAGGCUGAAGGGAGCCGGACAGACAAGAAAUGGAGAUGAGGAGCAACAGGCAGCAGGCUGGGGACAUGGAGAAAAAGGAGAGAGGGCAGGGAAGAAAGAUGUGGGCUUGGAGUCCGGAAAUGCAGCUGUCAGGACUCAAGCUGCUUCCCAGGUUCUUAGUCCAGGCAUCCCCCCACCUCUGCACUCCUGCCUGUCCCUGCUCAGCAUCCUACAAGCUAUUGAGCCAGCUGUGGUCAAUGCCGGGCAUGAUCCUGCCCAGCCAGACAGCCCCGUGUCCUUGCUCACCAGCCUGAAUGAGCUGGGGGAGCGACAGCUGGUAACCGUGGUGCGCUGGGCCAAGGCAAUACCAGGGUUUCGGGACCUGCACGUGGAUGACCAGAUGUCAGUGAUUCAGUUGUCAUGGAUGGGAGUGAUGGUGUUUGCUUUGGGCUGGAGGUCCUACACACUCACUAACAGCUCAAUGCUCUACUUUGCUCCAGACCUGGUCUUCAAUGACCAGCGGAUGCAAGUGUCCAGUAUGUAUGAACACUGUGUGAGGAUGAAGCUGCUCUCCCAAAGAUUGUGCAUGCUCAAGGUUACACAGGAGGAGUUCCUCUGCAUGAAGGCCCUGGUCCUCCUCAGCAUCAUGCCAGUGGAGGGCCUGAAGAGCCAGCGUUGUUUUGAUGAACUGCGGACCUCCUACAUAAAGGAGCUGGACCGCUUGGCCAGCCACUGCGGGGAGACCACCCGUACGCAGAGACUGUUUCAGCUCACGCAGCUGCUGGACUACCUCCAGUCGGUUGUGAGGAAGCUACACCAGUUCACCUAUGACCUGUUCGUCCAAGCUCAGUCCCUGCAAAUGCGCGUCAACUUCCCAGAGAUGAUCUCAGAGAUUGUGAGCGUCCACGUGCCCAAAAUCCUCUCAGGCAUGGUCAAGCCCAUCCUUUUCCACAACACGGCCUAGAGAGCGCGAGUCUCCGAGACUGUUAUUUCAUUAGCUGCACAGGCCAAAGAGGGUUCUCGAUGAUUUUAUGUUUAUGUCCCGGGAGCGGGCACACGGUGAGGGUAUGAGCAGAUACUAACAGAAGGGCAGACAGCACAUUCUUCUAGUCUAAUGUAGUCUAAUUUUCAUCUGCUCGGUUCUUCUUAUUGCUUGUUUGACUGUAUCCUGCACAUCAA
Molecule: messenger RNA, 2285 nt
Organism: Archocentrus centrarchus (flier cichlid)
Lineage: Eukaryota; Metazoa; Chordata; Actinopteri; Cichliformes; Cichlidae
Product: androgen receptor-like
Exons: 9
Coding region: 1-2070 (689 amino acids)
Biological process (GO): regulation of DNA-templated transcription
Molecular function (GO): zinc ion binding; sequence-specific DNA binding; DNA-binding transcription factor activity
Source: RefSeq, a predicted model, not a curated record